GUAAAACAAUCAAAAAUUUUCUUCUCUUUUUCUGUAAAGGCAAUAUAUGAUAUGAUGAAGAAUCAAAACCAUAAUAAUAAUCCUCCAUUAUUAACCUCAAUUAAGUUGUAUAAUGCGCCCUUAAACCUCAUCAAUCUCCUCUCUGCGUUCUUGUUCUUCGCCUGCGGCCUCACCUGCGGCCUCAUCUUCUCCUCCUACUUCAAAUCCUUCUCGCUAAACCUCCAGCUCAUCACCGCCGCCGCCGCCGACCAACCACUCCUCCUCCCGCCGCCGCAGCCGGAGAGAACCCCCGUCGCCGCCGUCGGGCUCCAAGAAUUCCUGAAGCCGCCGGAAAACGCUAUGCACGACAUGAGCGACGAAGAGCUUCUGUGGAGGGCGUCAAUGGUUCCUAAGAUCAAAGAAUAUCCAUUCUCGAGAGUCCCUAAAGUGGCGUUCAUGUUCCUGACGAGAGGGGCGGUGACUUUAGCGCCGCUGUGGGAGAUGUUCUUCCAGGGGAACGAAGGGUUCUACUCAAUCUACGUUCAUUCUGAUCCGUCGUGUAAUGAAUCGGCGCCGGAGGGGUCGGUGUUUCACGGCAGAAGAAUUCCCAGUCAGGAAGUCAAAUGGGGAGAUGUUAAUAUGAUUGAAGCGGAACGUAGAUUACUUGCCAACGCUCUUUUAGAUUUUUCAAAUCAACGUUUCGUUCUUCUUUCAGAAUCUUGUAUUCCUCUGUUCAAUUUCCCUACAAUCUACUCUUACCUAAUGAACUCCACCACAAAUUUCAUUGAGGUAUACGAUCUUCCAGGCUCGACUGGCCGUGGGCGUUACAAGCACAGAAUGAGCCCAGUUAUCAAGCUUCGACAAUGGCGAAAAGGGUCCCAGUGGUUUGAAAUGGACCGGGACCUAGCCAUCGAGGUCAUUUCGGAUGACAGAUAUUUUUCACUUUUUCAAUAUUAUUGUAAAGGGUCUUGUUAUGCUGAUGAGCACUACUUGCCAACGUUUGUGAACAUUAGAUUUGGGCGAGGGAACUCAAACCGAAGUUUGACUUGGGUUGACUGGUCUCACGGUGGGUCCCACCCAGCUCGUUAUUUAAGGCAUGAUGUGACUGUGUCGUUUUUGGAGACGUUAAGGACCGGUGAUAAGUGCGAAUACAACGGGGAGGAAACUAAUGUGUGUUACUUAUUUGCUAGAAAGUUUAGUCUGCAUUCUUUAACUAGAUUGCUGAGAUUUGCUCCUAAACUUAUGAGGUUCGAUGAAAAGCUGAAAAUGAAUUCAUAAUUUAAUUUGUA
Messenger RNA from Ipomoea nil (Japanese morning glory), 1268 nucleotides. RefSeq lists its product as uncharacterized. Gene Ontology annotation, cellular component: membrane. Gene Ontology annotation, molecular function: glycosyltransferase activity. Bases 52 to 1257 code for a protein of 401 amino acids. The transcript is spliced from 2 exons. The record is from RefSeq and is a predicted model, not a curated record. NCBI's taxonomy places the organism in Eukaryota, Viridiplantae, Streptophyta, Magnoliopsida, Solanales, Convolvulaceae.